AUGGCCGCCUCUUCUAUGCACCGCGUCGUCGUCCCCUACCGUGCCGGCGCCUCUAGGAUCCUCGCCAGGAAAACAGCUCCGGAAUUCUCCAAGCAAUGCGCCGCCGGCGUCGACGUGUUCCUGAGCCACCGGGGCGCGGACACUAAGAGCUCCGUGGCGGGGCUGCUCUACGACCGACUGGUGCAGAUGAACGUCCGGCCGUUCCUCGACAACCGCUCGAUGGCGCCCGGAGAAAAGCUGUACGAGUCCAUCGACGCCGGGAUCCGGCAGUGCAGAGUCGGGGUGGCCAUCUUCUCCCAGCGCUAUUGCGACUCCGUCUUCUGCCUCCACGAGCUGGCGAUGAUGGUGGAGUCCAACAAGAAGCUCAUCCCCGUCUUCUGCGACGUCAAGCCGUCGGAGCUGGUGGUGCGCGGCGACGCCACUGUGCAUUCGCCGGAGGAUCUCCGGAGGUACAACCGGGCGAUCCAGGAAGCUAAGCACAUCGUCGGCUUGAACUUCGACACAAAGAACGGGAAUUGGUCGGAGUUGUUGUCGAGGACGGCCAACAUCGUGCUCAAGUGCCUGGAGAAGGAGACCCGAUCGAUAAGUGAAGUUUGCAUGCACAAAUAA
This is a messenger RNA of Zingiber officinale, 609 nucleotides long. RefSeq names its product TIR-only protein-like. The transcript is spliced from 2 exons. The record is from RefSeq and is a predicted model, not a curated record. Lineage: Eukaryota; Viridiplantae; Streptophyta; Magnoliopsida; Zingiberales; Zingiberaceae. Gene Ontology annotation, biological process: signal transduction. Bases 1 to 609 code for a protein of 202 amino acids.